CAGCCCAGCUUGGCCUUGCCUGCGUCUCCAUCGACCGACCUCAGGGGAGCAAGCAUCCCAUCCCAUCCCAUCCCCAUUCAACUCCAUUCCUUUCCCUCCUCUCCCUCAUCCUCCAUCACCACCCACCAACCAACCUCCUCCGUCCUUGUCCUCUGCCACUCGCUACCUCUCUCCGUUCCCUUCAAUUCUAUCUUCUUUCCUCUCUCUCGCUCUUCUUCCUUACCUCCCGUUUUAAUCCACCAUGUCUUUCAACGCGAUCAAGCUCCGUCGCAAGAAAAAUGUCAAGAAGGGUAUCCAGUUCUGUCUGAUGGUCUGUGGUGCCAGCGGAACCGGACGCACCACCUUCGUCAACACUCUCUGCGGAAAGAAGGUCCUAGAAGGCAAGGACGCCGACGACGCCGCCAACGCUCACAUCGAGGAGGGUGUCCGCAUCAAGCCAGUCACAGUCGAGCUUGAAUUGGACGACGAAGGCACCCGCAUCUCCCUCACCAUCGUUGAUACCCCCGGUUUCGGUGACCAGAUUGACAACGAAGCAAGCUUCGGUGAGAUUGUCGGAUACCUCGAGCGCCAAUACGAUGACAUCCUGGCGGAAGAAUCACGAAUCAAGCGUAACCCCCGCUUCAGGGACAACCGUGUGCACGUUCUCCUGUACUUCAUCACACCGACCGGCCAUGGACUCCGUGAGCUGGACAUCGAACUGAUGAGGCGUCUCUCCCCCCGUGUUAACGUCAUCCCCGUUAUCGGCAAGGCCGACUCCCUCACCCCCGCCGAAUUGGCCGAAUCCAAGAAGUUGAUCAUGGAGGAUAUUGAGCACUACCGCAUUCCGGUGUACAACUUCCCGUACGACAUCGAGGAGGACGACGAGGAUACCGUUGAGGAGAACGCCGAGCUGCGUGGCCUCAUGCCCUUCGCCAUUGUGGGUUCCGAGGACACCGUCGAGGUCGACGGCAAGAAGAUACGGGCCAGACAAUAUCCCUGGGGUGUCGUCGAUGUGGAGAACCCCCGCCACUCGGAUUUCCUGGCCAUCCGCAGCGCUCUCCUUCACAGCCAUCUCGCCGAUCUCAAGGAGAUCACCCACGACUUCCUCUACGAAAACUACCGUACCGAGAAGCUCAGCAAGAGCGUCGAUGGUGCCACUCCGCGUCGGCUAACCCAUUGCCACAGUACACAAGACUCGUCGAUGAAUCCCGAAGACCUAGCAUCGCAGUCCGUUAGGCUGAAGGAGGAACAGCUCCGUCGCGAGGAGGAGAAGCUCCGCGAGAUUGAACUGAAGGUGCAGCGCGAGAUCGCCGAGAAGCGCCAGGAACUGCUGGCUCGGGAGAGUCAGCUAAGGGAGAUCGAGGCUCGCAUGGCGCGUGAGGCAAGCCAGAGUCAGGUUGAUAGCACCAACGGGGAUGCUUAA
Messenger RNA from Aspergillus heteromorphus CBS 117.55, 1402 nucleotides. It is a transcript of the gene aspA, whose product is annotated as putative septin AspA. The record is from RefSeq and is a predicted model, not a curated record. The coding region runs from base 242 to 1402 and encodes 386 amino acids. Gene Ontology annotation, biological process: cytoskeleton-dependent cytokinesis. The transcript is spliced from 6 exons. Gene Ontology annotation, cellular component: cell division site; septin complex; cytosol. Gene Ontology annotation, molecular function: molecular adaptor activity; GTP binding; GTPase activity. Lineage: Eukaryota; Fungi; Ascomycota; Eurotiomycetes; Eurotiales; Aspergillaceae.